Messenger RNA from Zootoca vivipara (common lizard), 1256 nucleotides. It is a transcript of the gene LY6G6F, whose product is annotated as lymphocyte antigen 6 family member G6F. The record is from RefSeq and is a predicted model, not a curated record. NCBI's taxonomy places the organism in Eukaryota, Metazoa, Chordata, Lepidosauria, Squamata, Lacertidae.
AUGAGUCAACAAAACACCACCGUAAGAACCCAGAUGGUAGAAGAACGCAUUCUGCUCCCUGCAAUGUCCAACCAGAGACAUCUCCCCUCCAAAAUGGAUGGUGGCCCUCAGAAUUUCAAGGCUGCCCUUGCUGCUGUGGCUGCCAUCUUCUUGCAGCUUGGUGGUGCUGAACUGAUAUAUGCAGAGAAAGGCUCUUCGCAGGAGCUGCCAUGCUCAUGUCCGUCCUGCUCUGGCGAACGCGGGGAAGUCUCCUGGUACCAUGAGCAGCAAGGCAGACCCACCCCUCUCUUUUCGAAGCCGGAGAACAGCCCCGUGUCUCGUCUCCCAGAGGCCUGGGAUCGACUCAGCAUGCUUCCAAAUUACUCCCUUCGGUUUAGCAAUGUGACGGACAGCGAUCACGGCAGAUACUGGUGCAGCUCGGGCAAUUAUUACGACCUGGUGGUCAUCACAGGCAAUAAGUGGAUGCUGGAGAGCAGAAGGUCCGAUCUUGUGUGCUAUGUCCUGAGCUGCUCUUUCUUGAGCAAGGAAUCAGGCAUUCCUGUGGUGAGCUGGUGGGAAGGCAAGAAAGCUCUCCGGGAGCAAGGCGAGAAGGAGGGAGGCUACAGCAUCUUCAAAGGUCAAAGGGCAUCUCAGCUCCACAUUUGCUUGAGGGAAGGGAAGGAGACCAAAGAGAGAAGAAUGAAGUGCAGCUUUGCAGAGAAGCAGGAGAUCACCUUCCGUUUGACGGCGAGGGGACAGGAUUCGUGCGGCUGCUGCGGUUGGCUGCCGUUUCCUCAAGGAAAAGUAAAAGGUUGCUUAACGCCUCCAUGCCCAGAAAGUGAAGGAAGUGGGGGCACCUGGAUCCCGCUGGCUGUUUGUGUCACGUUCCAGUCUCUAAUCAUAUUCGUGCUGGGAGUGCUGCUAUGGAGAAGCUGUCGCCAGAAGCAUCCAGCCCACCUUGGGGAGCUCAGAAAAGGUGUUUCCAAGCUGGACGGCACAUCACAAGUCUAUGUGAAUGUCAGGACCUGAUCAGAGAUGGCUGCUGUGGCGAGGGAAAGCCUCUGGUUCCCCAUGAGUCAGUCAACCCUGGACCAUACCUAGUGGAGCUUGUAUGCUGUUAUGACCCUCCAGCAUAAACUUUUUCCAGGCAUCUGAUUUUGUCUGUCCUUCCAGGGAAGACUUUCCACCUUGCCAAACCUUUCCUAGAUUCCUGCAUAAUGCUUGUAGAUGGAAGGAUCAGGCACAGAAAGCAGUUCUCCCUGCAAGCAAUCUUAUUA